GGGAAUAACAACUCCAUUCCUUCUCCUCCCGUCCUCGAGACCAGUUGGCAUGGACCGUCCUCUACGAUGCUCAUGAGUCUCCUCCCGAUCACGACAAUCCUCUCGGUGCUCUCCUCUGCAACGGGCCGGUGUGCCAGAGGAAUCCCUUCACGAUGAAGACCAUUCCCAGUCUCGUCGCCUCGAGUACUGUUGGGGUCGCUGCGGCAGGACUGGCAUUUGCAAAACCUGAACGGUCCUCAACGCCGCGGCCUUCUUCGAAAAAGAGGAAAGUUGGAGAAUUGGCGGAAGUCGUGGUUCACAAUCAAGGCUUAUCAUCUCCCAUUUCACGGCCGGGCAAGAGUUCAACUGUGAUCACACCCGAUAACAGGACUUCUCAACCGCCGACCGAUUCCUCCUCUCCACACGCUCCUACCUCGGACCCUCGACCAUUGGAGACAAGAGUUGAAGUUCCACAUCAUACUGGGAUCCGAAGACCAUCGGUGAUUAGGCACGAGGAGGUCUCACCGCCGCGUGAAGUUGCUGAGGAGGGAACUCGGAGGGAGUCUAUUUCAUCGAGAGGAUCAUGGAUACGGCGGCUAUCUACAAUACCCAAUUCAUACAACAACAGCCCAAGGUCAAGUGUUGGACCAGACACGCCAUCGAUAAACCUUUCUCAUGGAUCUGCGGCUCCGAUACUUUCCAAUCCAGCUAGCAGUCCGGCACAAUUACCUCCCAACAAACUUGUGAAGAGAACAACUUCAGGUCGGGCAAUCGGUGGACAACUAACAAGAAGUGCAUCAAAAUCACAGCUACCCACUCUUCGUCGACCAGCUACAAGUCAUCAACGUUCCGUCACUCUACAGCAACAAUUCAGGAACGACUCAAUGGGCACAAAGGAUUCCGUGCAACAAAACCCUUUCAAUCAGACGCACCCAAUUCCAUCAAUACCGGCAAAUAAAUUCGGCUCCCCUACACCCGAAUCACGGCAUUCCUGGCGUCUCUACUUUGACUCUCGAUCAACGAAGUUAACAAAGGAAAGGACAUCUGGAAGGUCGAGUGACGGUGGGAUCCAAAAUUUUCAUUCCACCUCUCGGCGGGUUAUUCCAGAUGACAGCGUGAAACCUACCUUGGUGAAACCAGGAAUGAUAUUGGUAUCGAAGAAGAACUUUGCACAGUACUACUAUGAUGACAGCUUUGGGUCGGACGACAUGAUUGAGGACGACAUUGAAAUCAUCGAUGACAACACCAUCCCAUCUAUGGAAGCUGCGGAGGAGCCUCAAAAGCGUGCACGAAGGUCUUUGUCCAUGAACUUCGGCUCACCAAGUUCAUGGAUAUCUCGAGCAGGAAGUUUGAGAGGGAACAAACGAAAUACAGAAGGAAGAAGUGGAGGGAAGCGUUACUCAUCAGCCCCAGUACCAAACAUGCCUGGGCGUAACAUAGCAUCAGCACAUGGACCUUCCAAUCCUCGACACAGACUUAUUACGGACCCAACUGUCUUCCAGAGACAACCAAUAUCACCCAUUGAAGAUCCUUCGCCUAACGACCCAUUUUCUAUGAGUUUUCAGGCGCGAAGCCGAAAUAGCUCCUCGCCGCUACCCCCACUGUCUCGGCUGUCGAGUUUCAACAUUGAUUUAGCCAGGCUUGGCCUCUCUUCAUCCUCGUCUUCUGCACCCCGUCGAAGUCCCACCACACCGAUCUUGCGUACUCACACUACAUCUACAUCACUUUCCUCGACAGGGCAUGCCUCGCCUGUCUCGGCAAUUUUCUUCUCGGCCCAUAGCAACAAAGCGCCUCGAACUUCAGAAGUCGGAGACCGGGCUUCUACUCUUGUUGGAUCUGACAACGAUGCGAAGGGAUUCGUUUCAGGCGAUGACGAUGAUAUGGACUUCCAGAGUGAGACGGUCUUUGAUUCACUGAGGUCGGGAGCGACGGGCAGUAUCCGAUCUCACAACGGUCCUCUGGAUUCAAUGUUCGACGAAUCUCCACCAAGUCUCAACGGACAUCCAAAGAGCAAGCGGCUGUCGAUUCACGAGAUGCUGAAUAAUGGCACUUUCCAGGAAGGAAAUAACAGGAUUGUGGAAGAAGACGAGGAUAUGUCUACACCGGUCAAAGGUUCCCGAUCACGAUCUUCGCAGGAAAAAGCACUCCACACUCCAGUCCGGGGUGGUACCAAGGACGUUGAUGAGCCUUUCCCAUCAUCGCCGCCAAGUUUCUCCCUCGUAACGAAGGACUUUGGCCGACUUUCCCUGGACGACGAGGAGGAAGAUGAAGAUUGGACGAGAGAUGAUGAGAAUAUGGAGAUUGGCAAUUUGUCGCCGCCUUCGAGCUCUCUGAAUUCUCGUAAAGUGAGCCCAACUUUCCGUGCAGCUCUUGCAGAUGUCACACAUUCUGGCUCAACAAAUGGAAACUCUGCUCCCAAUACUGAUAGGCCGAGAAGCCACAUUUUCGACUGGUCGGAGCCAUCGUCCGCAGAGAAACUAGAUUCGAUGGGCAAUUCUCCUCGUCCCAAAACAGCACAUGUGAAGCAGAUUGCUGACGGACGAGGUGGACGUACAAUUGGAAGGAGAGGACCAAGUGCGUUGCACAUUAGAAGUCAGAGUGUGCCUGUUGUACCCGAUGUCACUGGCCAGCGCGACCAUUCAAAACUAACUCCUAAAUUUGGCACUUGGGGCCUGGGUGGCAAUGGUGUUAGCGAAGACUGGGAUGGAGAUUUCGAAUUCAACGAGGCAAGUGGCGAAGAUGGAGGCAAAAGUCUGGAGAGCAGCGGCAUGCUAGUGCCCGAGGCUAUACAGGCUAGUCAGGCUAAUGUUGUUGGGCACGUCGGCCAGAUACGAGAGGUCUGUCUUCUGGUUGAAGAUUUGAAGCGGCUUCAACUUCUGGCAAAAGAGAAAGGCUUGCUGAAUGGACCUUCAGCAACUCUGUGGAAGGAAGCAGAAGGAAUCAUUGCUCUUGCAGUACCUGACGAAGAGGACCCAACCUUGUCACCGCCCCAUUCGCCUUCCUCUAUUGUCUUUGAGCAAGAGAUCGUGGAUGAUAAAUAUCAUGAGCGUGGACUUGAAGCAGAGGAUUUGUCAGUCGAUAUUCCUUUCGAGCUACUGAAUCGCCACGGUCAACCUACAGGUUUCAUCUACGAUGGCAACACUGUUCGACGACGUUCAGUCUUCUCACCAGACGAUGACAUCUUUGGCGCGGGUGCUUUGAAUAAUCCACCUACCAGGGAGCACCUGCGGCCACCGUCAACCUCACCUCGUCACUCGAGUAUGAAGAACUCUUCUGACGUUGCUCGGUCACUCAUGGAAACAAUGCAUCAGCACAGAGCAUCCUCGGAUCCACUUCUCCAGAACAUGACCAGCCAGUCAUCAAACAAGAUGCCAUUCGAUACGACCAGCCUUAAAGAUCUCGUCCAUCGUGCCAGCCAGCUUACUCGUACCCUUGCUGAUCUCGUCCGGAAGGCCGAUGGUUCGCAAAGUCCAGAGGCUAGUCCCAAGCGCGAGUCGAGUCCAGCUUUCACUAGAGUUUUCACGCCUACUGAACCGAUGGUAAAUCCGCCCAAGCAUCUACCUCGUAGCCACAGCAAUAACUCGACCCUCAGUGGUUCAAUUGACGCCUCUCCGACUCGAAGCUUGGGGCAACGGAUGCAUAUGAUGACGGUUGUAUGAUCACGGGUCAUACCUUACGACCCAACUUAUUUUGUACAUUUGUGGACCCUCGUGGUCCUUGUUUUCUUCUUGCAUAGCGACGGUUCCUUUUUAACUGCUGCAUGAAGCGUUUUCACGAUUUUUUAAUUUGUGCAUCUC
This is a messenger RNA of Hyaloscypha bicolor E, 3776 nucleotides long. RefSeq lists its product as uncharacterized. Gene Ontology annotation, molecular function: GTPase activator activity. Gene Ontology annotation, biological process: regulation of mitotic cytokinesis. Bases 153 to 3638 code for a protein of 1161 amino acids. The record is from RefSeq and is a predicted model, not a curated record. NCBI's taxonomy places the organism in Eukaryota, Fungi, Ascomycota, Leotiomycetes, Helotiales, Hyaloscyphaceae. The transcript is spliced from 2 exons.